Molecule: messenger RNA, 1189 nt
Organism: Cottoperca gobio
Lineage: Eukaryota; Metazoa; Chordata; Actinopteri; Perciformes; Bovichtidae
Product: extracellular matrix protein 2
Exons: 7
Coding region: 83-1189 (368 amino acids)
Biological process (GO): positive regulation of cell-substrate adhesion; extracellular matrix organization
Cellular component (GO): extracellular matrix
Molecular function (GO): collagen V binding; heparin binding; protein binding
Source: RefSeq, a predicted model, not a curated record
AGAAACACACUCCAGCAUCACAGAGUCUCCUCUCAGUGAGUGUCAGAAUGCUGACAGAGAAAUCAGCUGCAGGGGCAUCGGCAUGACUCACCUGCCAAUCAUCCACAACCUGCAGGCCACAAAUCUGGACAUGGCAGAGAACAACAUCAGAAUCAUUGCUCCACAAGAUUUCUCUGGUGUGCCAAACCUGGACACGCUGGACCUGAGCAAAAACCAACUGGAUGAUGAGUCGUUCAGCCGAAACCCGCUGUCUAACUUGACCUUUCUGAAGAAGCUGAACCUCGAUGGCAACCUGCUUACCAGGAUCCCAGCGCUGCCACCAUCUCUGGAGGAGCUCAAGAUUAACAACAACAAGCUCAGUGCACUCACCCCUCACUGUUUCAAAGGUUUGAUCAACCUGUUGAUUCUGGAGCUGGAGGAAAAUACUCUCCAUGAGGGCAGUGUGUCGCCACUAACCUUCAGACCACUAAAGAGACUUCUGGACCUCCAGCUGGACAACAACCGCUUUCGUUCCCUCCCCAUGGGCCUUCCUCCCUCUCUUCAGGAGCUGGAGAUGAAUGAAAAUCUGAUUGAGGAGGUGACAGAGGAGACCCUGAAGGGCUGUGUACAUUUAAAAGUGCUGGACCUGAGUCACAACCUUCUGCAUGAGCAAGGCAUCGCAACCCACGCCUGGUCCCGUCUCAAGACCCUGGAGGCCUUGGACCUUUCUUACAACCGGUUCACCUCGGUCCCAAUGGAUCUUCCACGGCGUCUUCAGAAACUGACCCUCCAACACAACAACAUCAGUCACAUCGGCGCCUUCACGUUCCGUCACAUGCGGUCCAGUCUACAGUCCCUCCAUCUAUCCCACAAUGCCUUGAGCAAUGAGGGUAUAGAACGAGUCUCUUUCGUUGGAACGUACCGCUCACUGGGUGAGCUCCUAUUGGACAACAAUCGUCUGAAGGAAGUCCCUCGCUGCGUUCGACAGUUUAAGAACCUGCGGGUGCUGAGACUGGACAACAACCAGAUCAGGCUGGUGAGGCAGUGGGGAGUGUGCCACCCGCAAAAUUCUGGCUCCACCUUGGCUUCGAUCCACUUGGAAAAUAAUCUGCUGGAGGUGGAGAGGAUUCCCUCAAAUGCCUUCUCCUGUCUCAGUGAUGCUCAGGGACUGGUCCUCUAUCCACAACAGGGGCGCUCAUAUGACCAAUAG